AUGUCAGGAUUGAUCAUGCCAAAGAUGAUGUACGGUACUGCGUGGAAGAAAGAACGUACCACCGAACUUGUUGUUCAAGCGUUCAAAGCUGGAUUCAGAGGAGUGGAUACUGCCUGUCAACCAAAGCACUAUAGGGAAGAUUUAGUUGGAAAAGCUCUACAAUCGCUUUUCGCGGAAGGCGUCGUCUCGAGAGAAGACGUCUUCGUACAGACUAAGUUCACCUCGAUAGAUGGACAAGAUCAGAAUCAACUUCUUCCCUAUGAUCCUCAGUCAUCAAUAACCGAUCAAGUGAAGCAAAGCUUUGAGACUUCUUUGAAAAACCUGGGUUUAGAUUAUGUUGAUUCCGUAGUACUUCAUUCUCCGUUACGAACUAAAGAGCAAGCACUUUCAGCAUAUAAAACAUUAGAAUCGUUUGUUGAUCAAGGUAAAAUCAAUUAUCUUGGUCUAUCAAAUAUCUACGAUUCCAAAUUACUCUUGUGGUUGAUCGAAAACGUCAGAGUGAAAAUUGGAGUUGUGCAAAACAGAUGGUAUGAGAACAAUGGAUGGGAUUGGGCAGUUUGGGAGAUAUGUCAAAAAUAUGGGAUCAGAUAUCAGUCAUUCUGGACCUUGACAGGCUCACCCACAUUGCUUCGACAUCCCCUCUUGAUCAAUCUAGCUCGGAAAUACGGCUUGACACCUGAACAAACGGUUUACAAGCUUUGUCAAAUAUGGAACAUAACGCCCUUAUGUGGUUCGUCCACGCUGACUCAUGUGAAUGAAGCUUUGGCAGUGGAAGGUGCUUCGGGUGUAUUGGAAGAUACACCUGAAGUGAAACAGUUGUGGGAUGCAAUGCAUUCUUAG
Kwoniella shivajii is the source of this 840-nucleotide messenger RNA. RefSeq lists its product as uncharacterized. The transcript is spliced from 9 exons. The record is from RefSeq and is a predicted model, not a curated record. Bases 1 to 840 code for a protein of 279 amino acids. NCBI's taxonomy places the organism in Eukaryota, Fungi, Basidiomycota, Tremellomycetes, Tremellales, Cryptococcaceae. Gene Ontology annotation, cellular component: cytosol. Gene Ontology annotation, molecular function: aldose reductase (NADPH) activity.